This is a messenger RNA of Neoarius graeffei (lesser salmon catfish), 1082 nucleotides long. Its product is annotated as intelectin-like. Bases 1 to 915 code for a protein of 304 amino acids. Lineage: Eukaryota; Metazoa; Chordata; Actinopteri; Siluriformes; Ariidae. The record is from RefSeq and is a predicted model, not a curated record. Gene Ontology annotation, molecular function: oligosaccharide binding. The transcript has 8 exons.
AUGGCAAACUGCUGGAUUGUUCUGCUUGUGACAUUUGCAUACAUAAACCACUCUCUGUGUGUUAGAGCAAUGGAAUAUUCCAGUCCCCAAAGCUGCAAAGAGCUCAAGGAAAGAUAUAAAUUCAAUCAAGAUGGUCUUUAUUACCUGAGCACACCUAAUGGUGUUAUGUAUCAGACGUACUGUGACAUGACGACCGCAGGAGGAGGAUGGACUCUGGUGGCCAGUGUUCACGAGAACAACAUGUACGGGAAGUGCACCACCGGUGAUCGCUGGUCCAGUCAGCAGGGUGGAAGUCCAUAUGUACCUGAGGGAGACGGAUCGUGGAGUAACACCGUCACAUUUGGCACUGCAGAAGCUGCAACCAGUGAUGACUUCAAGAAUCCUGGGUAUUAUGACAUUGCAGCGGAGGACGUGGCAGUGUGGCACGUUCCAAAUAACGAGCGAGUGGAUCGUUGGAAACCAACAUCAUUCCUGCGCUACCACACGGAGAACAGAUUCCUGAGGAGCUACGGACGAAACCUCUACAAUCUCUUCAAGCAAUUCCCAGUGAAGUACAAUGUCGGAAGCUGCCCUGCUAACCACGGUCCAUCUGUUCCUGUAGUGUACGAUGUUGGAGAUGCCAAAUCCAAUCUUAACCUGUACCCACCCAACAUCAGACCAUAUUCUGAACCUGGAUUCAUCACAUUCCGUGCGAUAAACACGGAAAGGGCAGCGACGGCAAUCUGCUCAGGACUCAAACCCAAAAACUGCCACACUGAACACUUUUGUAUUGGAGGAGGUGGACAUUUUCCUGAAGGAUCUCCGAGGCAGUGUGGAGAUUUCACGGCUUUUGACUGGAGUGGUUAUGGCACUCAUGUCGGCUGGAGCGCCAGUAAGCAGGUGACCGAGGCGGCAGUGCUCAUCUUCUACCGCUGAGAGAGAACGUUGCAGAACCAACAGCACACAAUACACACAUCAGUAUAGCCUUAAUUACUGCAUGACUGGGUGUGCAAAAGAUUUAUAAAGUUCAUUCCCAUAGAAUUUACCAAAUCUUUAAGAAUUUAUUUCCGGAUGUUUGGUGCAGGUCAUGUUUUUCUCUCUCU